AUAUUUGUUUCUAGCUCUAAUCAAGAAGACAAUAAUUUCUAUGGCAUGUCUGUUGGUAUAAAAGGUGCGAGUAAAAGAAAAUGAGUGAAGAUGAGUGUACAUUAGGAAAACACACCUGCGGUGAAGAUGCUAAGUGCAACAAUACCAAGGGAUCGUACAACUGUUCAUGUAAAGCGGGAUAUUCUGGAUCUAGAUGGACUUGCAAUGGUAAACUUGAUUUGCCUAGAUUGUUUUAUAGAUGAGAGGAGAGAAAGCUGCGCGAGAUAUUGUUGGAAUUUUAUAUGUGAUCAAAUGAGCUACAGCAGAAGCAAGUAAUUCCCACUUUAAAACAGUGAUAUUAAAUCUUCCAGAUAUAAACGAAUGUGCUGAGAGAAUAAAGAACUGCAGUGCUGAUGCUUUAUGCAACAAUACAAAGGGGUUGUACAACUGUUCAUGCAGACCGGGAUAUUCUGGAAAUGGACUCACAUGCGGAGAUAUUGAUGAAUGCAACAAAGGAACACAGAACUGCGGUAAGUAAGCACUUUGCUACAAUACUCAGGGAUCAUACCACUGUAAAUGUCCAUCAUGGCCAGGACACCAAGACUAUGGAAAGGAUUGCUUUGAAACUGUCUCAAACUUUCAGGAAUUGUAUGAAAGGAGCCGAACAGAGAAUGGGCAGGUUAUACUAUUCGUCGACUCAAAGCCAAUUUCAGUUUUCUGUAACAUGGGAGGUUUUGGUUGUGGGGAUGGCGGGUGGACGCCGGUUAUGAAGGUCGACGGCGGGAAGGUAAUAGCUUCUGCUUUCAUUUAUGGAUGCUGGAUCGAGGCUCCUUAACACCCAGCUGUGUCCAAGCCCGUUUAAGGUUUUGGAGCGUUGGAACAUUCAGGCUUCAUGACGCCACAUUGCUCGCCAUUCAUGUGCAUAGGAGAGCUUGCAUGUAUUUUCUGUGUGUUUUGAAGCUAACCUUAUGAUUUUUGAGGUUUCCGUAAUUUGGUUGAAUUUAGCUUAGGCCGAUGAUGUAUACGAUGCCCGCCUAAAGUAAGCAGAUUUGUAGGGGAAAUCAUAACGCUGAAGUAUUUUAAUUCGACAGCCUCGCGGAUGGCUUUGUCACCGAGUUGUGUCAAUGAUAGAAUAAGGGAUGUGGGAGUUCGUGUGUUUCCAGGAGCAAUUAUAAUUUCCGGUUUCUUUCGUGAUAGAAUGAGACCAUAGGGACCCAAAAGUCUUGGGUGAUUUUCUACCCUAUUAUACAAUAUCUUGUUGUCACGUACGUGUAUACGAACUUUUUUCAACCUGUUUAACCCACUUGUUG
Molecule: messenger RNA, 1289 nt
Organism: Stylophora pistillata
Lineage: Eukaryota; Metazoa; Cnidaria; Anthozoa; Scleractinia; Pocilloporidae
Source: RefSeq, a predicted model, not a curated record